UCGGACACCUGGCCUGCUUUAGCUGAUUUUUCGUCGGGCUGUCUCUGAAAAGCAGCCACUUCUGGACACGACCAUCCUGUUAGGAUGGGUUAUCUAAAACAAAUUGAUGUUGAAAACUUCAAGUCAUGGCGUGGGAAACAAGUUAUCGGUCCUUUUAUGCGGUUCAACUGUAUUAUUGGCACAAAUGGCUCUGGGAAGUCCAACGUGAUGGACGCCCUGAGCUUCGCUUUGGGGGAGCGGGCAGCCGCUCUCCGGGUGAAGCACCUCAGAGACCUGGUUCACGGAGCGCACAUCGGUAAGCCGGUGUCCACCACCGCCAGUGUGGCCCUACGCUACUGCGAUGAAGAGGACAGAGAGGUGGUGUUUUGUCGGAAAGUAACCGGGGACUCGUCUGCCUAUCACAUUAACGGUGCUCAUGUUGUGCAUUCUAAAUACGUUGAAGAACUUGCGAAGAUUGGCAUCGUGACCAAAGCUCAGAACUGUCUGGUGUUUCAGGGGGAGGUAGAGUCCAUUGCUUUGAAGGACCCAAAGGAGAGAACCAAGAUGUUGGAGACCAUCAGUCAGUCCAAGGAAUUGGCCGCUGAAUACCAAAAGAAGAAAGAAGACCUGAUGAAGGCUAAAGAGGACACACAGUUUCACUUCAACCAGAAAAAAUCUGCCACUGCGGAAAGAAAACAAGUGUCUCAAGAAAAGAUAGAGGCUGAAAAAUACCAGACUCUGUUAGACGACCUUGAUCAGAAACACCUGCAGCUGAGCCUUUCUGAACUUUAUUUCAAUGAAAAAGACAUAGGUGUUAUCAGUGACCUGCUGAAGGAAAGACAGCAUUCUGCAGCAGCUAAGAACAGUGAAGUGAUGAACUUGGAGCAAACGGUUAAAGCCCACAAGAAGGAGCACGGACGCCUCACCAGGGAGCAGCAGCACAUUGACAAAGCAAUCCGCGGUCAGGAGCACACACUGUCCCAGACUCGGUCUCAAUACAUCAAAGCCAAAGUGAACUCCUCUCAUCUCCUCAAGAAGGCUGAAGAGAUGCAUGACGCUGUGAAAAAGAGCCAGAAGCUGAUGGCCAUUAAAGAACAGGAAAUGGCAGAGGGUUGGCAGGAAGUUGCUGAACUUGAAAGAACUUGGAAGAACUAUGAGAAGCAGAUCCAGGAAGAAGUAGCUGCACGAGGAAGAGACAUUGAGUUUGACAAGGAACAGUUGGACAGAUACGAGGAGUUGAAGCAGCUGGCCCAGAAGCAGGGGGCUGUGCUCAGCCAGCAGGCAGAGAAAAUGCAUUGGGAAUUGAAAGCAGACUCUGAAAAGAUGUCUUUUGACCUGCGCAGAAAAAAGGAGGUUGAGGUUGACAUCAGGAACAGUCAAAAUCGCCUGGAAGAAUUGGCAAAUAGAGCAGAGAAAUUAGAAGAAUACAUCAAAACUUGCAAGUCAUCCCUUGAGGAUUACGCUGAGCAGGAGAAGAGCCUGACAGCAGAGCUCCAGCAUGUUUCUCAGCGUACCAAAGAGGUGAACGAAGAGCUGGGCGAGGUGAUGGAGGAGCUGAGGAAUGCACGUCUGGACAGCCAUGAGAGUAAACGGCAGCAGCGGCGCAGAGAGCUGCUCGAGAAGCUCCACAGGCUCUAUCCAGAAACUGUUUUUGGACGGCUUUCUGACCUGUGUAGCCCAAUCCAUAAGAAGUACCAGCUGGCUGUCACCAAGGUGUUUGGCAACAACAUGAACGCAAUUGUGGUGGCAUCUGAGAAAGUAGCACGUGAAUGUAUCACUUUCAUCAAGGAGGAACGAGCUGAACCGGAGAUGUUCCUGCCCAUUGACUACUUAAUUGUGAAACCUCUAAAUGAACGACUGAGGGAGAUUCCAGGCGCCAAGUUGGUGGCCGAUGUUGUACAGGUCACUGCUGCCUCAGGGGCUGGCCAGCUAAGGAAAGUGGUGCAGUAUGUUUGUGACAACGCUUUGGUGUGUGAAACUAUCAAAGAUGCCAGGAGUGUGGCUUUUGACAGAAAGGAGCGCAUUAAGACAGUCAGCUUGGACGGGACACUGUUUAAAAGAUCAGGGGUGAUCUCUGGAGGUUCCAGUUAUCUACAGACCAAAGCUCGCGCCUGGGAUGAGAAGGACUUGAUACAUUUAAAAGAACGCAAGGAAAAGCUGACCACUGAGUUUCGAGAUUUAAUGAAACUAAAGAGAAAGGAAUCAGACUUGAAUCGGAUCAUUGUACAGUCUCAAGGAGUUCAGACACGCCUGAAAUACACCAAAAAUGAAUUUGAAAACCUCCAGAAAAAAGAAAUCCCGAGAUGCCAAGCGGGGAUCUCACAGAUGGGGAGUGAAUUAGCAAACAUUGACUCUCAGAUUCACAUGCAGCAGGAAAGCUUUGAGGCAAAGAACGCAGAGAUGAACAAGAUUAAACACCGGAUUGAUCAGAUUGAGGACUUGGUGUUUUCAGACUUCUGUGCUGAGAUCGGUGUGGAAAACAUAAGAGAGUAUGAGCAGAAGCACUUAAAGCAGCAGGCAGAGCUUGACAAGAAACGGUACGACAAUAAUGAACUUAACCAACUAAAUUAUUGAUGCUUUCCCUGACAAUUACUGUAUAUACUGAUGACUUACUGUAUUAAUGUGUGUAUAUUGCAAGAUAUUAAGCCCAAAAACCACCCAUAAAGUUGGGUGGGUUGUAUUAUGCUAAGGAGUAAAUUUUGACAGAUUUUUUUGUAAUUUACUACCACGAUUCAGCAUUUUCUUAUAUAAAACAGAAAAAUUGUUUUGCAGGGGAAAAUAAAUAAUAAUUUUAUCCCUCCCACUGCGUAUAAAGAUAAACACUAG
Austrofundulus limnaeus is the source of this 2805-nucleotide messenger RNA. RefSeq names its product structural maintenance of chromosomes protein 1B. Lineage: Eukaryota; Metazoa; Chordata; Actinopteri; Cyprinodontiformes; Rivulidae. The record is from RefSeq and is a predicted model, not a curated record. Gene Ontology annotation, molecular function: ATP hydrolysis activity; protein binding; ATP binding. Gene Ontology annotation, cellular component: chromosome; meiotic cohesin complex; nucleus. The coding region runs from base 85 to 2553 and encodes 822 amino acids. Gene Ontology annotation, biological process: sister chromatid cohesion. The transcript is spliced from 15 exons.